AUGCAAUAUCGUUACAACCCCCUGCAUCAGGACAUCAUCUGCUCCGAUACGGCGAUCGACGCGCUGCCGGCCACGGUGGACGCUUUGGGAGCGAGCCGGGCGUUGAUCACGUGCGGCCCAACCAUCUUGCGAGCCUGCAACGUAGUCCCUCGGGUACAAGAAGCCCUGGGCUCGCGUUACGUGGGUACCUAUUCGGGGGUUGCGCCACACUCUCCGGUGCAAACCGUGGAAGAGGGCGUGGCAAUGGCGAAGGAAGUGCAGCCCGAUGUCUUCAUCAGCGUGGGCGGGGGCAGCACCCAUGACACCACCAAGGCAAUCGCCACUCUGCUGGCCGAGGGCGGAGACAUCCGCGACUAUGCCGUCAUCUUCGAACCGCCGGACAAAAUAAUAGUGCCGCCCACGCCGUCGCCCAAGCUCCCCAUCCUCAGCGUGCCCACCACCAUGGGGUGCGCCGAGUUCAGUCGCGGUGGCGGCGGUAUCACUGACCACGAGCAGGGCCGCAAACUGAGCAUCGCCGGCGACGGCGUAACCCACCGCACCGUCAUCAUCGACGGGCAGGCCCUGGCCACCACUCCGUUGCGCAUACUGGUUUCUACGGCGAUUGGGCAACUGCGCAUUGCCAUCGAAACCGUGUAUUCCACUGGCCGCAACCCUAUCGGGGACGGUAUGGCGCUGCAUGCCAUCCGCCUGCUGUUCGAGAACCUUCCCCGUUGCAAGGAUGGAGACAUCGACACCCUGCUCACCACCAAGACCGCCUGCGCCAUGGCUUCACUGGCAUCCUUCGGCGGCCUGGGCCUGAAUACCGCAACCUGCCAUCACGUGGGUGGGCUGUACGACGUGCCGCACGGCGAGGCCAAUGCGAUACUGUUGCCUCAUACGAUGCGCUACAACCUGGAUGCCUGCGCCGACCGUCAGCGCCUGAUCGCUGAGGCGAUCGGUGUGGCCAGCAGCAGCAUGUCCGAUGAGGACGCGGGCCUGGCGGCGGCGGAUGCCGUGGACGGGCUGUGCCGAGACCUGGAACUGCCGCGCACACUCCGCGAGGUUGGUGUCCCUGAGGAUGGCCUGGAGUACAUCGCCACAGCCACCCUCCAGGACCGCAGCCUGAGCACCAACCCGAAACCCAUCCUGGAUGCUGGUCCCAUCAUGGAAGUGCUGCGGGCCGCCUACUGA
This is a messenger RNA of Geodia barretti, 1170 nucleotides long. NCBI's taxonomy places the organism in Eukaryota, Metazoa, Porifera, Demospongiae, Tetractinellida, Geodiidae. The record is from the annotation of a GenBank genome assembly.